Porites lobata is the source of this 2127-nucleotide messenger RNA. The record is from the annotation of a GenBank genome assembly. Lineage: Eukaryota; Metazoa; Cnidaria; Anthozoa; Scleractinia; Poritidae.
AUGGCUCCAUUUCGUUGGCCAGAGGCUCGACACGAGCUCGCACUUGCCAAGGAAGUAGCUCAACACAACCCCGAGAAACCUGAUGAGUGGGAAGCAGUAGCUAGUAGACUCGGCGAAGCAUUUUCUACGGAUUCAUGUACCGUUGAGCUUAAGGGAAGAGGCUGCCGUGAAAAAAUGGAUCGGAUUUUAACCAAAUACAAAGAAGAAGACAUGAAAGGUUUAAAGAGGUAAGUUUACUGUUGGUUGGCUUGUUUAUACUCACAACUGAGCAAAACGUUCAACCCUUUGUUUUCAUUAGUCACAAUUACAAAUGUACAACAAGUCCAUAUGUUUGUUUCUCGUAUUGCUUUCCUUUUCAAUAAUCUUGCUCUUCUAAUGGUAAAAUGUACAAUCUGUCACGAAAAUAAAGUUUCAUCCAAAACAUGAUUUAAUUUGAUAGUGUAAUGGAGUAUAAAACCAAACUGAAAUUUUGACUCUGGCCUACACAAUUUACGCUAUCAUUUAACUUGAUUCAAGGCAAAUCCAAUCCUUUAUUAUCAUAAAUUUCACAAUUUACAAUUUUUACAAUUUUCCUGAUUAGCUUCUGCCUCCUCAUUUAGGUUUUAUACAACACUGGCCUAGCAUUUAUGUCAAGAUUUUUAAUUCUCUCCUUUAUUUUGGAUUUGUGAUACCUGGUUUGUAAAGGGUUUACAGAGGUCUUGGAUACAAGCACAGAUGCAAGUGCAGGCAUAUCAAACAGCAAUGUCAGAACAAGCUGAUGAGUGCCAGAAUUCAGUUAAGGUCCCACCACCGGCCACUUUCCAUUAGAUCACAAUAAAUAAAUACUUAGCAACAGAACUGUGUCAGACUUUGCAGCCGGAUACUUUUUGGGAACAGCCAAUGAUCUACUUCAAAACAUUCUGACUGCACUGAUCAAACAUACUACAACGUAACUGUAGUGUUUUUAUUAUUUUUUAUGAUUUUGAAGAUCAGGCACAGAGGAAGAAUUCACUGAGUUACAGCAGUUAUGUGAGGAUAUCUUAGUGUAUAGAAGAGAUAUGAUAGAGAUGCGACAGAUAGAAAAGGAAUCAAGAAAGAAAAGGGAGCAGGAAGAUAAAAGGAAAAGGGAGGAGAUGCGGCAGGCAGCGGUGGAAAGACUAGCAAGUUAAUAUCCAAUUCAAUAUUAUUUUGUCCAAGCAAGCGUAGGUUAUAGUGAUGAUAUCCAUAAGGACUGUUUUUCUUUUGCUGUUUUACAGUCUUUACACAAUUUUCUGACAGUUCCUGUUUUACUUGGUGGUUCAUGAUGUGUUGUGAUUGAGCACCAUAUAAUUUAAGUGCAAACUUUUUCACUUGACAGUUUGUAGUUUUAACCCAGUUUGAAUAGAACCCAUGAAAUGCAAAAUAACAAAAUUGCUUUCAUUUUAGAGCGCCGUAGUGAUGCUGGCACAUCAGGUGGUGCCACGUUGGAUGUGUCUAGUGGCGGGUCAGAUGAAGAAAUUCCUUCAAAAGGUAACCUUUGUGAAAUCUAGUAAACUAUUAUUCCAACUUGUCUGACUGAUUGGUUGCCAUAAAUACAGUAUAUGAAAUUGAUUUUCUCUUCUACUGGGGGCCAUGAAAGGAAAGUAAUGUGUGGUGUAAUGAACAAAAUGUUUGUUUGAUGAAAUCCAUAUAUAUAAUAUAUAUAUUUUUAUUUAAACAUAUUUGAGAGUCUGCCUCAAGAGCUUGACUGCUCAUCUUUGGGACUCAAUAGAUCCAUAAUUUUAAUGUGGUUGCCCAGUUUUCUGCCACACUGUGAUUACAUAUUUCCAUCUCCUUCCCCACCCCUGGGGGAAGAGGGGGGCUUGAUGCUUUGGUUGUUCUUCUAUAUAAAUAAAUACAACACUUUUUCUUUUCUUUCUUUUGUAAUUUAUUUCUACAGGAACCAAAAAGAAAGUUGCCAGGUCAAGCAGAAAGUCAGCAAUUGAAAUGCUGUCAGAAAAGUACAAAGAGAAGGCAAAACUAAAAGACAAAGAGCUGGAAGUGAGAAAGAUGGAGCUGGAUCUUCAGAAACAAAAGUACGAAGAUGAAGCUGAAGAAAGGAAGCUUUUGUUCUCCAUGCUUCGAGAACAACUGAAAAAAAUAAAUCAUUUUGUCUUUAGUUGCUCUUGA